AUGGGCUGGGGUUCCAGGUUGGACGGUUGCGGUAACUGCAUGAAAUUCAGCCUUUUCGUCGUAAAUCUGUUUAUAUUUGUGGGAGGUUUGAUAGUGGUAGCAUUAGGAAUUUGGACGAUUGUCGACAAGUCUUUCGCAAACCAUCUCCUUGGCACGAAUUUAUAUGCAGGCGCCACUUACGUGCUGCUAGCUACAGGGUUACUGGUUACUUUUAUAUCCUGCUUGGGUUGCGUUGGUUCCAUAAAAGAAGUCAGAUGUAUGCUAGUUUUGUACUUUAUUAUACUGUUCCUGAUUUUCUUAACGAUGCUCAUCGGAGGAAUACUCGGCUUCGUCUUCAGGGAAAAAAUAGACUACACCAUUCGAAUCGGCAUGGAAAGCUCCCUCAGGGACUACGGCAAUUACCAACCGGUCACCAACGCUUGGGAUGAAACUCAAACAACGUUGAAGUGUUGCGGAAUAUACGGGUACAGAGACUGGGAGAGCAGGAUACCGUUGUCCUGCUGCAAGCUGACGGCCAGCGGGAUCCGAUUGCCCUGCCAGAGCGUCGCCGAGAACAAUCAGUUCACGAUAUUCGAAAGGGGAUGUCUGGAUGCUACCAAAGAUUUCGUGAAGUCGCACGCGAUCAUCCUGGGCUCCGCAGGAAUCAUAGUGGCUUGUCUAACGGUACUGGGCAUGAUAUUCUCGUACAGCUUGUACAAAUCGUUGGAGUGA
Molecule: messenger RNA, 711 nt
Organism: Phyllotreta striolata
Lineage: Eukaryota; Metazoa; Arthropoda; Insecta; Coleoptera; Chrysomelidae
Source: the annotation of a GenBank genome assembly